AUGGCAUCCUACACCCACUCAGGUCAGGGAACACCCGGCCAAUCCAAACUCUUCCUCAACCCCGCGGCCCUGAGCCCCGCGGGAGACAGGGCCAACCACACCACGUUCUGGCGGAACCCCAAGGUCGGGAACAUCUACCGCAACACCGAGUACAUCACUGCUCCAAUUACACAGCCGCUGCUGGACUAUUGCGGUCUGACCGAAGACAACAUUGCUUCGCUCACUGAGCCUAUCGAGGUGCUUGAUAUGUGCUGCGGUGCAGGCGUGGUCUCGGCCCGCAUCCAAGAGAUGCUGAAGACGACGGGUCAGGGUGGAAAGGGGCUUGUGAGGCUGACUUGUUCUGAUUCUAGUGGUGGUCAAAUUGGGCAUGUCAGGGGCCGAGUUAGGAAGGACGGCUGGACUGAUGCGACGGUAGUCCAGGCGGAUAUUGCAAGCCUACCCUUUGAGUCAGACAGCUUCGAUUACAUCGUUGUUGGUAUGGCUUUGAUGGUUGUAGCUGAACCCUACGCAGGUCUAGCAGAACUAUGCCGCGUCCUUAAGCCAGGCGGCCGCAUCGCAAGCUCUACAUGGGCAACAGAAGGAUGGGUCUCCGACACCCGCGACGCCGUCGCAAACUUUGGCAUCCCUGGGCAGCAACCGGUUCCGUGGCCUCAAAAGUCAUGUCAUCUAACGGGACUCUGGUCACCUGGCGCAUGGGAUGACCCCUACUUUGCGGCCGCUAUGUAUAAUGCGUCCGGACUGACUGAGAUCAAGUCGGAGAUCAUAGCGAAGCCCAUCACUUUCAGAGAUCCUGAGCAGUUUUGUACCAUCUUUGAGGCGUUGCUUACGGGCACCGUCGAGAGGUACUGGUCUAGAGAGCAGAAGGAGAAAUUAAGGCACAAGUUGAAGCCUGCGAUCGUUGAGUAUUUGGGCAAGAGGUAUGGUGGGGGGCCUUUUGAGAUUGAAAGAUCCAUUGUUCUUGUUAGGGGGACUAAAGCAAAAGAUUGA
Messenger RNA from Colletotrichum scovillei, 987 nucleotides. RefSeq lists its product as uncharacterized. The record is from RefSeq and is a predicted model, not a curated record. NCBI's taxonomy places the organism in Eukaryota, Fungi, Ascomycota, Sordariomycetes, Glomerellales, Glomerellaceae. Gene Ontology annotation, molecular function: methyltransferase activity. The transcript has 3 exons. The coding region runs from base 1 to 987 and encodes 328 amino acids.